Molecule: messenger RNA, 1361 nt
Organism: Hydractinia symbiolongicarpus
Lineage: Eukaryota; Metazoa; Cnidaria; Hydrozoa; Anthoathecata; Hydractiniidae
Product: protein SET-like
Exons: 5
Coding region: 73-954 (293 amino acids)
Biological process (GO): nucleosome assembly
Cellular component (GO): nucleus; chromatin
Molecular function (GO): histone binding; chromatin binding
Source: RefSeq, a predicted model, not a curated record
UGGUGCGUACUACACAGGUCGAUCUUUUGAACAUAACAUUCGAUCGAAGGGUGAUAAAAACGAUAAACACAAAUGAAAAUGACGGAAGUUCCAAGUAAAGUCCCAAAAUUAAAUAAUUCUGAUAAAGAAGAUGGACUAGAGAGUGAGCAUCAAGAUAUAGUGCAACAAAUAGAUGGCGUACAGAAUCAAAUAGAUGGUUUAAAUGAACAAGCUUCAGAAGAAAUACUACAAGUUGAGCAAAAAUAUAAUAGUAUGAGGAAGCCAUUCUUUGGAAAAAGAGCAGAGUUAAUAAAAAAGAUUCCAAAAUUUUGGGUGACAGUCUUUGUAAAUCAUCCACAGAUAUCUGCAUUACUUGAUGAAGAAGAUGAAGAAGCACUACACUAUCUUUCUUCUGUGGAAGUUGAAGAAUUUGAAGAUAUUAAAUCAGGAUAUAGAAUAAAAUUUCAUUUUUCAGAAAACCCCUACUUUAGUAACGAAUUAAUUUGCAAAGAAUUUAUGUUAAGUGAUAGUGGUGAACAGACUUGUAAAUCUACAGAAAUUGAAUGGAAAGAAAAUAUGGAUUUAACAAAAAGACAAUCAGAAGAUUCACUAAAGCCUGGUCAAAAACGUCAGCAUGAGGAGCCUGAAAGUUUCUUUUCAUGGUUUAACGAUCAAUCAGAAGGUGGCACUGAUGAAGUAGGAGAGCUAAUAAAAGAUGAUGUCUGGCCGAAUCCAUUACAGUAUUUCUUAGGCGGUGGAAAUGACACAGAGGACAAUGAUGAUGAUGAUGAAAAUGUUGUUUUGAUUGAAGAUGAGGAGGAAGAAGAGGAUGAAGAUGAGGAACCCGAUGAGGGUGAUUUUGAAGGUGAGGAAGACGAGGAGGAUUUUGAAGAUGAGGAAGAGGGCGAAGAAGAUGAUGAAGAAUUAGCUCAGGAUUUAGAAGGUGACGAAGAUGAAAAUUCCACUGAUAAGUGAAAAAAGCCUGGUUCACCUAAUCAAAGCCAUCAACAAAAAAACUGAAGGAGCUAUUCCUGCCAUACUAACUAGUUUUAAUAGACAGUAUGAAGCAAAACUUCGUUAAACCAGACGGAGACAUAGUGGACAUAUUUUUCUAUUGUCUGGAAAUAUUGUGAAGCGUUUGUGAAGAACAGAGAGUUUUAUCAUUGUUUUUAGAGCAUGAUUUUUUAAAUUCGAGCUGAAAUUUUAUUGACCUCGGCAAUUUGCUAAAUUAUUUUACUUCUCUUUUGAUUGCCCCUCUCUUUUGUGAAUAGUCUGCUUUUUACACCUCACAAGGCCUCUUGUUCGAUCAGUAUGCUUUUGGCGUGCAUGCGCAUUUAGAUAGGUAUUUGUAAAUUAUUUGAACAACACCUUUCAUUUAAAAA